AUGGAGGCCGAAGCCAAGGCAGCUGAGUCCAGCAUAGAUACAUCACUCACCAAAGAAGAUGCCUUGAAGGCGGCUAUUGCAGCGGCCGAGCUGUAUAUGAAAGCGACCAGUCUUGCAAGCAAUGAUCGGGAUAAGACCCGGUUGAAAGGGAAGUGCAAACAGCUCAUUUCCAGAGCCGAAGAAAUCAAGAAGUCGAAGGACUGGAUUCCAGUAGAUAAAGAUCUCACUUUGAAGGCUCCUGUUUCUAGAAGAGCUAUCACCAGAAAGGAAGAGCUCAUCUUGCUGGAAGGAUCCAAGCUUCAUGGCUUCAUCUUCCCUCCGUGGACCGGUGAUCCCGAAGAUUCUAUAUUCGAAGAGGAGUUCGACGGUUCGCCAUUAUUCAAUGAGCCAGGAGAUCUUUCAUUAUCUGAGUGUCAGAUAGACAACUUCGGUGGAUGGAAAAGACCUUCUGAACUCUUCCCUCAGCAUGCCGGCUUGCAGAUGACCAUCGCUCCGAAUAUUGAUCUUGUGCAAGACAUCACUACCGACUGUUCUGUGGUAGCAAGCCUCUGUGCUGCGACCGCACGUGCUGUCAAAGGCCAUGGAACACUUUUAGCUUCAAUCACAUACCCUUGUGACAAGCUUCAAGGACGAUUACGAGUCUCCAAAAAUGGCAAAUACAUAUUUCGUCUACAUUUUAACGGCUGCUUUAGGAAAGUGGUAAUUGAUGACCGUCUCCCGUCUUCAAAUACAUCACGUAGUCUCCAUGUAAUAGAUCGAAAUAACCCUCACCUGCUCUGGCCUGCUUUAAUCGAGAAAGCGUAUCUCAAAGUCAGAGGUGGCUAUGACUUUCCCGGAUCAAACUCAGGAACAGACCUCUGGGUGAUAACGGGCUGGAUUCCAGAGCAAGUUUUUCUUCGAAGUGAUGAUCUCCAACCCGACCAACUAUGGGCCCGGGUCUACAAGUCUUUUGGCUUUGGAGAUAUCAUGGUCACCCUUGGGACUGGCAAGCUCUCGCUCAAAGAAGAGAAAGCCCUUGGACUAGCUGGCCAACACGACUACGCAAUCCUUGACAUAAAAGAAGUCGGGUCACAGCACUUCAUGCUCGUCAAAAACCCCUGGUGCGAUGGCAUGGUAUGGAAAGGAUCUCAGCCCAUCCCCGCAGCACUAUCUUCAAACUCGUCAUGGACAUCCGAUCUCAAGGAUGCUCUUCCAAGCGAGUCCAUGUCUCCUGGUACAUUCUGGAUGACUUUCGAAGACGUGUCACAGCAUUUCGAAUCACUUUACCUGAACUGGAAUCCGGGACUCUUUAAGAAUCGCGAGGACCACCACUUCUCAUGGACAAUUCCUUCCAUCCAAACCGGCAGCUUUAUCCACAACCCGCAAUACGCUUUCUCCUCAUCCGCCUCUGGACCGGUUUGGAUUAUGCUCAGCCGACAUUUCGCAACAGGAGACGAAGACAUAGCACGAAAAUCAAGGUCCUCAUCCCAUUAUUCAGGAUCGGGCUCCAGCGGACUAGGCUUUACAAGCCUCUAUAUUUUCUCGGCCUCGGGAAGACGGGUAUAUCUGAGCGAUGAUGCAAUCCACCGCGGAGCCUUCGUAGACUCCCCUCAAACGCUAGCAACCAUCGACGCCUCCCCCUCGGAAUCCUAUACGAUAGUCGUAGCGCAACACGGGCUCCCCCUCCCCAAGUACUCCUUUACCCUCUCCUUUUUCUCGCGCUAUCCCCUCGCCAUCGACAAAGCUACUGACUCUCUCCCGCACUGCACCACCCACACCGGCUCCUGGACCCUCCGCACCGCAGGCGGCAACGCCUCGGCGCCCACCUAUCCCUCUAACCCACAGUUCAGCAUCUCUCUCCCCUCUCCCUCUCCUCUGACCCUCAUUCUGGAAACAGACCAGGAAGAGCUCGCUGUACACGUCAAGCUCGUCUGGGCCGACGGCUUCCGCGUCUCCGUCGUCACCAGCAAAGACAUCGUCGGCGGCUCAGGCGACUACCGCCGCGGUUGCGCCCUGGCAACCCUCCCCAGCGUCGCAGCCGGCAAGUACACCAUCGUGUGCUCCACCUUCGAAGCCGGCCAGACCGGAAACUUCACCCUCCGCAUAGGCUCGCAGGUGCCCUGCACGGUUCUCCCGCUCCCGCCUGAGACGGCAGGCCGACUCUCACUCCGUCUCCCCCGGCUGGUCUUCCAGGACACGUGCGAUCGCAUGCUCGCUCCCCUUAACGCCUCCCGGCUCACGAAGCUGCGCAUCAUCGCGCGAUCCCCGCACGCCCUGAGCUACGGGUACCCAUUGCGUUCGCGGCCGCUGAUCAAGUUGUCGAUCGAGCUGGGCCAGGGCCCGAAUAAGUGUUUAUUGGACGUGAGCGCCAACGGCGAGUUUAGCGACAGUCCCAUGGGCAUCCGGACCCGGGAUUUGGAUUUGGGUCCCGGCAUGGGGCGGCAGGGUGGUUGCUGGGUUGUUGUUGAACGGCUUGGGGGCCGAGGAGGCGUUGACGAGGUCGAGGUCGAGAUCUUGAGCGAUGCACCUGUUGAGGUGGGUUAUUGGGGAACGGGAGAUGGAUGA
This is a messenger RNA of Drepanopeziza brunnea f. sp. 'multigermtubi' MB_m1, 2544 nucleotides long. The record is from RefSeq and is a predicted model, not a curated record. Lineage: Eukaryota; Fungi; Ascomycota; Leotiomycetes; Helotiales; Drepanopezizaceae.